GUGUUUGAGAAAGGGCUGAAGAGCAGCAAAUAUGGUCUCUAUUCAGACAAGCAGAGCAUUCAUCUCAGGUACUCCACUGAGGAUUGUUCCUUUGAAGAGGAGAUUCGUCCCGAUGGCUACAAUGUAUACAAAUCAAAAAAAUACGGAAUAUCGGUGUCUUUGAGUAGUGCCAAGCAAAGACAACAGUUCAAAGGAAAAGAUUUUCUUCCACUAUCUCACUUCUUACCUAUGAUCAACACUGUGCCCGUGGAGUCAACAGACUUUGGUGAAUACGGUGAUUACAGCCAGGCGUUUGAACCGGAGGUGUACUCCUCGCCUCUCGAAACGGACAGCAUGGACCCCUUUGGCAUCACCUCCAAACUGUCGCCAGUGAAGAGCCCCAGCUUUCAGAAAUGA
Messenger RNA from Pelecanus crispus (Dalmatian pelican), 396 nucleotides. The record is from RefSeq and is a predicted model, not a curated record. NCBI's taxonomy places the organism in Eukaryota, Metazoa, Chordata, Aves, Pelecaniformes, Pelecanidae.